Molecule: messenger RNA, 936 nt
Organism: Scomber japonicus (chub mackerel)
Lineage: Eukaryota; Metazoa; Chordata; Actinopteri; Scombriformes; Scombridae
Gene: egln3
Product: egl-9 family hypoxia-inducible factor 3
Exons: 5
Coding region: 118-849 (243 amino acids)
Biological process (GO): peptidyl-proline hydroxylation to 4-hydroxy-L-proline; cellular response to hypoxia
Cellular component (GO): nucleus; cytoplasm
Molecular function (GO): ferrous iron binding; L-ascorbic acid binding; peptidyl-proline 4-dioxygenase activity
Source: RefSeq, a predicted model, not a curated record
AUUUCAGCAGCACUGAGUCUGACCAGCAAACAUUUCUUCAUUUAUAAAGAAAAAAAAAACAAGUUUAAACCCUCCACUUUAUUUCACUUCCUGUCUGCAUUUACUCCAGAGUUUAAAAUGCCUUUCAUCGAGCCCGUAUCAGACUCGGACCUGCAGAGGCUGGCUUUGGACCGGGUCGUCCCGUCUCUGCUGGAGGACGGAUUCUGCUAUGUGGACGGUCUGCUGGGUGAGCUGGUUGGAGACGCGGUGCUGGAGCAGGUGAAGGACAUGCACCGGUCCGGAGCGCUGCAGGACGGCCGGCUGGUGGGCUCCGUGCCGGGCAUCCGCCGUAAGAGCAUCCGCGGGGAUCAGAUCGCCUGGGUGAGCGGGUCAGAGCGAGGCUGCGAGGCGAUCAAUUUCCUGCUCAACCUGAUCGAUAAGCUGGUGUCACUGUGCUCCAAUAGGCUCGGAAACACCAAGAUCAAGGAGAGGUCCAAGGCCAUGGUGGCGUGUUACCCUGGCAACGGCGCCGGUUACGUCAAGCACGUGGACAACCCGAACUCCGACGGACGCAGAAUCACCUGCAUCUAUUACCUCAACAAGAACUGGGACGCUAAGGAGCACGGAGGAAUCCUCAGGAUUUAUCCGGGGGGAGAAAACGACGUGGCCGACAUCGAGCCGCUGUUUGACCGUCUGCUCUUCUUCUGGUCCGACCGCAGGAAUCCACACGAGGUGCAGCCCUCCUACUCCACCAGGUACGCAAUCACAGUUUGGUAUUUUGACUCUGAGGAGAGAGCCGAGGCCAAGAGACGCUUCAGAGACCUGACAGCUUCCACUCGGCAGGAGAACAGUAGCAGCAGCAGCAGCUGAGCGGUGACACGUCGCCACCUGGUGGUCAAACCUUGAAGUGCAGCGGACGGACGGACGGACGGACGGACGGACGGACGGACGGACGGA